AUGGGGCUUCUCAAGCUCCCGGUGCUCAUUUUGGCUCUGAUUGUCUCUGAUCUUUACAGCCUGCCCUGGUUCAUAAAUGUCUCCGAGAGCCAGGGUCCUGGCACCAUUCUGCAGCCCUUCUCUUUCAACUGCUCCGCACCCACAGCCAGCCUGGAUUUGCUCAGCGUGCAGCCGCCUACCACCUUCUUCAACCGACCCAGUCUGACCAGGUGGCAGGGGAGCUAUGUGGGCAAGGUGACCUUGAGCAGCUCGGCUCGGCUGGAUGCCCUGGAGGUAAACCACUAUGAGCUGCAGCUGCAGUUCACCUGUGGCAACGUGGUAACCCAGGGGCCGCUCUCUGUGGAUGUGCUGCGGGAUCCCAGCCGGAUCCGGUGUGUUGGCCGGUUUGCCAGCCCAGCUGGGGAAGUCAUCCAGGUGUUGGAGACUGUCCCACCUGGGGCCCGCCUCUACACUGUGCUGCUUCCAGGCCUGGAGUUCCAGGAAGCCCAGAUGAGAAUCAUCAGUGCCCAGGACCCUCCACACUUCCCUGCACCUUUCUCCAUUAAUGAUCAAGGUUGGCUGCAGGCACCAGCACAGGGCCUCAAAGGCCAGGCGCAAAAGGUCUUCCAGCUGCGGAUCUCAGUGUCCCUUAGGCAAGGCCAAAGUUGCCAAGGAAUGGUGAUGGUGAAGGUCUUGCCGGCUCCCUCCAGCCAAGUCUUCUUCCUGCAGCAGGCCCAGAAUAUCACCGUUCCUGACUCCUUGGGUCCUGGGACAGAAGUGUUUCACGUCCAAGCCCAGGGCUCCUCCAAUGUGCACUACGAAAUCGUCUCCCCCAUGCCCAGCACAUUCUACUCCAUUGGACCUGUCGAUGGUGUGAUCCGGACCACCGCGCCUUUGGAGUUGGCUCCUGCCCAAGGCGCCGUGGUCAGCAGGCUGCAGAUAAAGGCCUUUGAACAGUUGCAACCCCAGGCUGGUGCUGAGCUAGAGCUCACAGUGAUCGUGCAGGCAGCCAACCGCUGGCCCCCACGCUGCCUCCCUGCGCUCCUGGUCACUCAGAUCCCUGAGACCACGCCUGUGGGCACCCCGCUGAACACCCUAUUCUGUGCUGACCCGGAUACUGCUGACGCCCUCCUUGACUACCAGCUAUGGUCCCACAGCCCUCUCAGCCCGGCCAGCUUUCACCUUCGAGACAGCGUCUUAGAGGUGAACACCACACUGGACUGUGAUGCUCCUGGGGCCUGCUUGCAGCAUGCAGCCUCCAUCCUGGUGCUUGAUGGUGGUCAGCCUCAGAUGACUACUGAGGUGCCGGUCCUGGUGAUGGUGACACUGGUCAAUGAGUUCUCCCCAGCUUGCGCACCACAGACAUUCCACGUUCGGGAGGAUGCAGGGCCCCACACGCUGCUGGGCUCCGUGGUAGGCACAGACCUGGAUCACCCACACAACAGCAUUGAGUACUACGCCUCUGGGGGCCCUGCCACCUUUGCUGUGGAUCGUCUCAGUGGGGAGGUACAGCUGCUUGGACAUCUGGACUAUGAGCAGCAGAAGUUAUACAGGCUGGUUGUCCUACUGAUUGACUAUGGCCAAGACCAGGACCCCACCAAUCACCGCUCAGGCUCCUGCACCAUUACCAUCAUGGUUGAGGAUGUGAAUGACCACCUGCCUGAGUGCGAGCCUCCCUUUCAGGAAGUCACUGUCUACACUCUCCUGGGCCAGAGCAUGGAGGUGACAAAGAUGUCAUGCCACAUCCCCCAGGAGCCACAGCGCCUGGCUUUCUCUUAUAGCAUUGUGAGAGGGAACAGCCAGAGCCAAUUCAACCUGCAAGGGGCCGUCCUCAUGCACAGUGGCCCCCGCCUGGGGCUCCCCUGGCCGGAGCAACCCCAAACCUAUGAGCUGCUGAUCCGGGUGGCUGAUGCAGGUCCCUCUACCCCCCAUCUCAGCACCACUGCCACUGUUAUUGUGCAUCUGCUGCCCUGGAGGGCCAGUACAGUGGCUACCAGCACCCACACAACCACAGUGCCCUCAACGAUAACACCCCUGCUUGUGACGGGCACAGAGGUCUUUUGGAAGCCAGAGGCCUGGUUUGUGGCAGUGCUGACGGGAACUGGCGUCCUUGUAGUCUUGGCUCUGAGCUGGUUCUUUAAAAAGCUUCUCCAAGGGUUGUCCCAGAGGCUACAGGCACCAAGCAAACCAGCACGGGCCUUAUUGCUAAACAGCAUCCAGGCAGCUGAGGGGUCCUUCAAGGGGUUUGCAGAGGCAUCAAGGAUGGAGCUGCCCCAGGUACCAAGCAGCGUCAUGAGCUUGUAUUUUGAUGGCAGAGCACAAGACUCCCGGACAGGCCAAGAUCACCUGUUCAACAUGCGUUCUGGACCCCAGCGCUGGCUCUGA
Ochotona curzoniae (black-lipped pika) is the source of this 2364-nucleotide messenger RNA. RefSeq names its product cadherin related family member 4 (gene CDHR4). Gene Ontology annotation, cellular component: plasma membrane. The coding region runs from base 1 to 2364 and encodes 787 amino acids. Gene Ontology annotation, molecular function: calcium ion binding. Gene Ontology annotation, biological process: homophilic cell-cell adhesion. The record is from RefSeq and is a predicted model, not a curated record. NCBI's taxonomy places the organism in Eukaryota, Metazoa, Chordata, Mammalia, Lagomorpha, Ochotonidae. The transcript is spliced from 19 exons.